Molecule: messenger RNA, 651 nt
Organism: Pocillopora meandrina
Lineage: Eukaryota; Metazoa; Cnidaria; Anthozoa; Scleractinia; Pocilloporidae
Source: the annotation of a GenBank genome assembly
AUGGAGACAGAAAACGAGUUGCCUUUGUCUCCUCCGGUAAUUAUCACUCCAGAUAUGUCGAGCUAUCCGACGAAAUUUCGCGAAAAGAAGAUACAAUCAAGGACUUCAUUGGCAACUGAUAGAUUUUCUUGCAUUUCGUUUCUAACAACGAGCCAAAGAAGUGAUCAUACUGUAUGGAUACCAAGAUGGCGGAGUCUUCCAUGCGACCUCGAAAAAGAAAUCUGGUACGAUGAUUGCCCAGAGUUUUUAAAAGCCUGGUCGAGAUAUCGAAUCACUAAUAUGGCUCGCCGGUACAAAACAAUGGAUUAUAUUCACAUGGUUCUCGCUGAUACAAGCGCAGAUCUUUAUUCCGAAUUGGACGGUUGCUGUGAUCUAUCAACUGCAGUCGGUAUAUCAGUAAGUAGGGAUUUAUUGAACUGUUCUGCGGAUUUUUCGGAAAAUGGAUCUGGAAUUGUCCCACGAAGUGCAUCAGAUGAAAAUAUACAAUAUUGUGACCGCGAAGGGGACAGGCAGUGGCAUCUGACUCAGAUGAAUUUGAAUUAUGCCCUCGCUUCAUCGCGAACGUGUUCGACUGAAGAACUCAACAAGGACCAGAGGAAUAUUCAUAGAAUUGAAAAAUGGCUUAAAAGAUGUAACAGUGGUACGAAUUGA